ACUCCGAACGCCGAACAGCUGGUUCCGAGUAUGGCAUCGGCCAGCGUGUAGCGAUGUAGUAUUUCGCGGUGUCAUGAUCUGUCAAAAAUGCGCUGUCAGGAGUAACAAAAUGUCACUCGUCAAUCACACGAUUUGAGGAAAAUUUAUUGAGGAAACUAGCAAUUUUUUUUUAAUACGGCAUGGCUCACUUGAAUAAUGUAUUGAAGGCUGUGGAAACGUUAAAUGCGCUACGAGAAUCGGACAUCUCGUCGGAUUCCGGAGCAAGGAAAGAGAAGAUAUCGUGUUGCACAAUCAUUGUCGAUGGGAUAUGUUCGCCAACUGUCAGACAGAAUCCCAAGUUUCCACAAAUUCUCACCGCUACUGUUGAAACACUGCUAGCUUUGUGCAAUGACAAUGAAUCGGAUGUCAGGAUGGUUGCGGAUGAAUCUCUUAAUAAAAUUAUAAAAGCAAUGGUUGACAGCAACAUUGUUAAGAUUCAGAUAGAGCUUUACAAUGAAAUAAAAAGAAAUGGACCUGCACGUAUAUUGAGGGCUGCUCUUUGGAGAUUUGGUUUACUAAGUCAUAUGAUACGUCCCUCAAGGGGUAAAGCUUAUGUAUCAAAUCUAAUACCUUGUAUAGUAAUCAUUGCGCAUCGAUCUGAAGAUACGGUGAUUGAAACAUUAUCGCAGUCAUUACCAUUAAUUUUAAAAGUGUUAGGACCUUUUAUGACAGAUAAGGAUGUUAAGAACUUGUUAAAAGCAUUCAUUGAAAAUAUUACCUCUUCUCAAGCAGCUUUUCGUAGAGCAGCAGCAAAUAUGAUUUUGGCAACAUGUAUAAAUUGCAGAAAGCCACAGUUCUUCUUAAAUUAUGUAUUAAAUUAUCUAUUAGAUAUAAUGACAUCCACGAGAAAUGUUGAAGAUUACCCAUCUACUAUUAUAGGCGGGUUUGGCUGUCUGAGAGUGAUUUUACCUUAUAUAUGUAAACCCUUAGAGCCUCAAGAUGUUGAGAUGCAACAGAUAGAUAAUCUAUUAAACAUUUAUGAAUUGUGUUUGCAUUAUACAAAAUGGCAUUCCGAUCAUAAUGUCAUAAAUGCAGCUUUAGAGACCUUGGCACAACUUUUAAAAAUGCCCCCAAAGUCAUUAGUAUCUGUUUUAUUGUCCUCAGAAGGCAUAAGUCAAAGCAGGAUAUUGAUAAAUCAAAAUGCGUGCGCCCCUUCACUGGGUCAAAUGAGUAUUUCUAGUGCAAGUACCGCUUAUGGUGGAAAUUCCGAUUCCAUCUUGAACUUGAUACAGGAACCUGAUAUUCCUGAGAUUACACCGAAUAUAGAAAAGUGGAUUGCGGAUACGGAAACGAUUGUGCCAGCCACAUCUAAUCCACAAACAACGCAAAACGAAUGUGAAACGAGCGACGAUGUGACAGAUAUGGAAGAGAAGAUAUCGGAAAGUUAUUGCGGUCUGAAAAUUGGAGCUAUUAAUAAUGACGAAGUUACGGAAGAAGGUAGCGAUCUCGAAAGUGAAAUUGAAAAAUCGGAGAAAACGCCAUAUCCGAGCCUGCAAAGUGAACGAUCGAAGGAGGAUUACUCCGAAGAGGCCACUCUGUCCUUUGCUUCCCCGAAAAAAUCUUCUUUGGAUUUCGCAUUGUACGAGACAGAUGUCGGAAAUUUUACGGACUCGGAUAUGCCUGUCAAGUAUUGUUGCCGCUAUCUGGUGUCGUCCUUCUUGCUGGCGGGCAAACCCGGGCAUUUAGUAUCGGACAAAUUAUUUCGCGUCAGCGUAAAGUCUCUCGCUCUAACAUGCGUGGGUUACAUCUUGAAGCUUUACCCACAUUUGUUUACGAUGACCGUGACCAAAGAGUCAAGCUGCAAUGAGAAUCAAUUUAUUGCAGACAUUUUACUAUUUGCGAAUCAUUCAGAUCCUCAAAUCAGGGGCAACAUAGCAAUGCUGAUCGGAAUCUUUUUGAAGUCUGUAUUUGUUCAGUAUGGCGGUUCCUUCCAGAACUUUGAAACGGAAUGUUCAAUUCAGAAAAGACAUAAGACAGUAUCGUUAGAAGACUUGAUAAAGCUACUUUUAAAUGGCUUGAAUGAUGAUUCUGCAACAACCUGUCGUCAAACAUUAGAUGCGUUGAAUCUCUGCUUAUCAGAAUUACUAGAUUCCGUCAGCAAUGAACAUGGUCUUGCAAUCUUGACUAUAUUGCCAAAACUUGUAAAAAAUCCCUAUUUUCUGGUAAAAGUAAAAUUAGUUGACUUGUUGAGUAAAUUGUCCUAUAUAACGAUAGAACACAUAACAGGACAAUCGUUGUUCCAAGAGCAUUUUAUUGAUGUUAUAAUAGCUUUAUUGGGUGAUCCAGACCAAAGGGUGAGACACGCCGCGUCGGAAGCUAUUGUUAAGAGUAUCCCUUGUUUAUAUUUCCGACAUCCUCAAGAGGACACUGUUACUAGAAAGGCUACGCAAUAUACUCAACAAUUUUUAAGCGCUGUAACAUCAAGUAUCUCGGAACUGUCAUCUUACCAGGACAAACAUAAGCCGUUCGUGAACACGUCUGUCAAGCCCUUUGUCUAUCUGAAUCAUUAUAAUGGCGUAAAUUACGAUUCCAGUGUGGAAUAUUCCCUCUCGCGCAUAGUUAACAUUUUAACGGAGAUACUAACGGUACAUUCCUCGAAAUAUCUCAUUUACGGAUGCUGCGAGACUCUUUUCCGCUUGAGCGAGACUUACCCGACCACGGUUUACGCGAGAGGAUGGGAUUGUAUUUUAAUGAAGACCCUGCCGAAGAAAUCUAAGAAGAAUAGCGACCGAUCAGAUACCAGCGACAUCAAUUUCGCGAACGAGAUGAUUUCGUCUCCGGUGAGCAGCGGUCUCUUAUCAUUGACUUUGCCCCUGUUAACGUCGUCGACCAUCAGCUUGGACUUGUCCACCCAUCGACAUCUGAUCCUCCUCGCCGGCAAUUUGGCCUCCGGAUUGGCCGUCUGCAGUUUUAAAGCCGGUAGUGAUUCGACAAAAAUGUGGAACAUCUCGAAGGACAGAUACAUGGAAUUGUUAUUGACGCACAUCACCAGAGUUCUCAACAUCUUCGUCCACGUCGUCGACGAGGUGCAGCUGAUACAAGCCAGUGCCAAGCCCGUAUUUUCGUCCUUAUCGUCCACGCAAACGUUGUCACCGAAGAAGAAAAUUAUGUCGGAGCAGAAGUCGAAGGAGAAGGGUGAGAGGAUUGGUUUAAGAAGCGGAAAGGAACAUAUGGGAACGUUCGUCGGGAUACCGCAUUACAUGAGAAUACAUGACAUUUUGAAAGCGGCACAUUCCAAUUACUUGGUCACUCUACAGCAUGAAGCUAGCGAAAUGUACGUUUCUCUGCUGAACGCGAUGCUAGAUGUUCUCUCACAGAUCCUCGAAAUCGCAUCCGUCAACGAAGCGAGUAAAAUAGCAGAGGAGGUGUUGUCUUAUCUGAAAACCACCGUCGUGUUGUCGCCUACGGCGACGGUUCGAUGCGUGCAACAACUGUUGAAAUGCUUGUUUGGCACAAAUGUGUGCGCACAGUGGAGCGAGCUGGACGUGCAGAAAAUUACGGAUCGUUGCGGUACUCUGCGAGAUGACAUCGGAGGUUUUUACAAUCAGUGCUUUCAAUAUCCAGCCAGGCAAAUGGCCAAUACGAUCAAAUGCAUCGGGAAUAAUUGCAGGGGUGAAAACGAACCGGAUACCGGGUGGAUAGGAUUGCUACGCAGAAAAGGCGAUCGGAAAUUUUCGUCGGUUUUUACUUUGGCGCGAUCCUCGGAUCAAAAGACGUCGGUAGCAUCAUUCAUUCGUCUCUUUGAGCCAAUGGUUAUAAAGUCUUUGAAACAAUACACCGUCACGAGUAACAUCGCAUUGCAGUGCCAAGUUCUGAUGCUACUGAGUCAACUGGUUCAACUCAAGGUCAAUUACUGUCUCCUUGAUUCCGAUAAGAUAUUCAUCGGAUUCGUAUUGAAGCAGUUCGAAUUUAUCGAAGAGGGUCACGUACAGCAGACCGAAGAUCUUCUGCCGAGGAUAUUCAAUUUCUUGGUGCACCUAUCCUACGAGAAGAAUCACUCGAAAGCGAUAAUAGGUAUACCGAAGAUAAUCCAGUUAUGUGACGGUCUGAUGGCAAGCGGACAACCGGCGAUCACGCAUUGUAUACCUGCGCUAGCGCCCGUUAUCGAGGAUAUAUUCCUCAUUCGCAACGGAAGCUCGAGCGUGAUCGAGCAGCGGGAAUUGGAAACAACGAGGGAUGUGCUGAUAGCCAUGCUGCUGCGUCUGGUGGAGUAUCACGAGAUAGUCGAGCUUUUGGCGCUGUGUCUGGCAGAGUCUAGAUUCAGCGGCGAUGGAAACGGCGAGGAGAAGUGGCGAAGAUGGUCCAGACUGACUAUGGACACUGUGCUUCCGAUAUUGGCCGCUGGAAAGCUCAGGAUAGAAUCCGAGAAAGCGCACGUCGCACUGGUGAAGCUAUUUGCGGCUGUCUCGCCUACGGUUUUCCGACCGGUGGAUCCUCUCCUCAAGAUACUCUUUACCGCAUCGAUAUCCACGACAGCGUCGAGUCUGAAACUGAAGCGAUGGCUAGGCAUGAUCAACGUCGUCCUGCUCUCAUUAAUCUCCUGCGCGAAGGAAGAGGCUAUGCUGGCGCGUCUCUUGGAUCUCAAUAUAUGUGUAACAGAUGUGUCGCCCCUGUUCUCGCCACAUCAAUGUUCCGACUCUUCCUCUUCCUCCCACGAAUGUUCCACGGAUCCUUUGAACGCCUUGAGCAUCCAGUCGCGCCAAAUGCCACCGGAACAUAUAUUUGCCCGAUUUAUAUUCAAGGUGAUCAACCUGAUAAGCGGGAAGGUGUUCAAUCUACUCGGACUGGUGAAUCACAAAUCCCUGGAUCCCUUCGUCGGUUUCUCCGAUUACACGGCGGAUGACAAUUAUCUGGUGCAUCAGUUCGCUUUCUUCCUGCAAUUGUGCAUUCACAUGUUCGAAUCCGGCAGCCAUUGCAAGGUGGCGAACGCGACAAUGCAAAUGAUUCAAGGACGCAACGUGUCCGACGAGGAGAAGCUGCUCGUCGACGACUUGAACUGCUUGAUGCUCGGCAUCGGAAACGUAUGCCCGACAGUGACGUGUCAGUGGGCCUAUCUAAUGAUCCUGCUGGGAUACAACGAGAUGUCCUUCUGGUCAAAGGUGUUGGGUACCAGCGAGAGCACCGAUUAUGUCGUCAUACAUCUUCGACCGAGCGAGAAAAAGCUCACGUCCGAUUAUAUGAAUGGUAGUAUAAACAAUCAGAUUAUCAGGAGAGGAGGAAUCAUAUUAUUCUGCGACUACAUAUGCGAGAAUCUCAACGACGUGGAACCGCUCACGUGGCUGUUGGUCAACCAUAUAGAGGAAGCCGUGGACAUCGCUGUGGAGUCUCCGGUAAGGGAUCUUCUGACCACGGCUAUACACAGAAACCCGGCGGCCAGCGGACUGUUGGUGCAAGCGAUAGCGACCAAAUGUACGGAUCUAUCGCGACCCAGUUUUAUCAAACGGCUGCUACAGUGCAUCGAGGGUGCGCAUCACUCGCAGAGCGGCGCGGUUAUAAUGACCUUGAUACCGAGACUCUUGUCCACCAAGUAUCUUGCUCUAUCGAGAAUGGCGGCGAAAAUUGCCAGCCGUAGAGUGGAGAUCCUGUUGACCACCAGCGCGGAGGACGCUGUCGAUCAAUUGUCGAAGAAUGAUCUUGUCAAGAUUAUGGACAUCCUACAGACCACCAAGCUGGCCAGAAAACAUGGUGGCCUGGUCAGCCUGUUGAACAAGCUGACUGUACAAUAUUAUGAUCUGUCGCCGUUAGAGCUCGAUCAGUGCAGACCGUUCAAUCCGUCCACCGUGAAGAGCAUUCAGUUGGAUCGGAAUUGGUUCCUGUCGCAGGUGAAAUUACGAUGCUGCCACGCCAGCGCCGGCAACAAUCCUAUGGAGUUGGCGCAGUUACUCAAGGACUUGGAUUUCGACGAUUGCUUGAGCAUUCUCUCCUGCAAAGAGUUCAAUCUGAAGAUCUUGAAAUACUGCGUAAUAUUGGGCGCGAGAUUCAGCAUCGAGAAGUGCCAGGAGUUGGAAUUCGGGCAAGCCCAGUGCGAGAAGGAUUUUCAUUUCAACGCGAGCCCUUUGUAUGUCGCCGCUAAACAGUGUCUGCUGGAGCACAUCCACUAUAUCUGCGAACUCGUGCCGAGGCCGCAUCAGAUUUACAAUCCGGAAGCGGAGGGGAAUAGUAGCGGGAAGGAAUUAAAAUACGCCGCUAGAUUUUCCGAACUGAUGAGCGACCCUCUUUAUUGGGAAAUUCUGUUCACGAUAAUCCCAACCGUCAAGAUUUACAUGAAGACGUUACCGAAACUGGCCAAGUACAACGUAGCUAAGAUUGAUGUGAGAUUCGAAGAGGAUAUCGCCAAGUUUUCCAUGUUAUGUCUCGAGCUGGUGCAUUGGAUGAUCUAUUCCGAUGGACGGAAUCUUCAUAAAUUGAAGCCGCACGAUAUGGACCUCGCGCUGAGUUGCGCGGCCGAGAUUCUGAGGCACGCAGCUCCGAGUAAAAUUUUCGGGGAGAGUACUCGUUACACCUGGGUCUGUUCCGCGGCGAUUUCCGUCACGAGAGUCGUGGAGAGUGUACUAACGACGAUGGAUCCUCUACCGAUCGUGGAUUCGCAGGCGUUAAAGCCGGCUCUCGAAGACGACGACACCAAGGAUUACGCUCGGGCGUGCAUCCAGAUGGCGUCGAUAGUAGCUUGGCUCGAGAAGCGUCAGGUGGAAGGCUCCUCCACGAGAGACAUCCCGCCGUACCUGUUCAACAUGAUAAAAUCUCUAGUCGUUAGCAUAAGUCGACAGCCGUUGGUGAACUCUUACAUCUUGACGCCUCCUUUGGCGUGGAAACGCGGCACGGGUCACAUCGUCGGCUCGGGUCCCACCAAGUGCUACUUCCCUCUGCUGUCGUCCGAGUCCAAUCUUCUGCAAGAGGUGGAUAUUCUAGAGCAGUUCAUUUACCGAGUCAAUUUACUGGGCUGGACAUCGAGGUCGCAAUUCGAAGAGAUCUGGAUGGCGUUUCUAAGCGUUCUCAACUUUCCCCAGAACGAGAACACGUCCAAGGAGGACGUAGUGGCUCUGAUUCAAGCCAGUGGCCUGGCGGUUCAAGCGAUCACGAGAUUGCUGCUGCAGACGUUACUGCUGCCGUGUCCCGGCAAUCCCGACGCCAGCGUUCUGAUUCACCAUCCGAGAGAUCCGCAGCUCUCGGUUCACAAGAUCAGUUCUCAGAAACUGUACGCGAUACAAGAGCUGCUCCUGUGGAAGUACGAGUACAUGAACGACGCGGACGGUAAGACUGGUCUGAGAUUGGAGCACAUAUUUCGCAGAGGAAACGUCGAGAGGGCCGCGAUGAUCUCCGACAGAUUCACGUAUAGUCAACUGUCGGUCUCCUACUUGUGGUCGCUUUGCAAUUUGUACGAGGACAAAUUGAACGCUUCCGUUCUGGACCUGAGGAACAGAAGGAAUGACGCGCUGAUGUCCGCGUCGCUCGAUCUGGACUCGUGUCUGCGUUUCCUUAUUGAACACUAUACCAUCUGGAUGUCACCGCAGGCCAGGACACCGGUACAAUUGUUGACGGAGAUCGUCAAGUCGAUUCUGGCGAUCUCGGAACUCUUUCUGGAAAGAUCGCAGUAUCAGUGGAUGUUGGACGUGUGUCUAGAAGUCUCCAGGAUACAUCCGAUAGAGAACGUGAUUCUACAUCAAUAUCUGGCUAUUUCUACGUGUAAAGCCGCUGCCGUUUUAACGCCCUUGGACUUGGAUACUUUGGAUAAGGUGAAACGCAUAGUGGACAUUAAUUUUAAAUCCGGCUUUCUCGCCUCCAGAGUUUCCGCGCUUCACGGCUCUUUGUAUCUGCUGCAAAGCGCGGUACUGACCAAGUGCGAGGAAACAAUGAAUAUUAUACAUCCUCUAGCCAUCGAGUAUAUACAGAAGCACAUUGACUCGCAAGAUUCAAAUAGCAUUUCAAGCCAAAGCGAGGAGCAUCAGGGAAUAAUGUGGGCUUUGGUAUUCUUCCUGCUGGAACACGCCGAGGAUACGCCUCCGGACUCGGAAGCACCAGCCGUAUUGGAAUUAGUCCUUUCUCUAGUCACAUCCCAGAAUCUCUCAUCCGGUUUACAUCAGAUGCUGCUGCAGGGUCUCGAGAGGCUCGUGGCAACGAAGAGCGUAGUUGGAAAGGUCGCCGAGCAGGUCGUUAAGAUCGCAAUAGACCGGCUGAAGCAACCGAGCCCGUUGCUGGCUUUACCGGCGUUGCAGCUUCUGCUGACGUGUAUGUACACGGAGGCGGCCGACCGACUGAAUCGCCCCGGUGUUGAAGAACCGUUACCUGAUGUAGAACCAGAGACGCUAGUCCGAUCCAUAGAGCGUAUAUCUGCGAUAUUCGACAAGAUCCGCAAAGGUCAUCCCAUGGAGGUGGAGGUGCUGUGCACGGUUCUGUCGAGUGUUCUCGGCGACUUUUUCCCUCCUUCCGAGAUCCUGACCAAGGUCAUAGGAGAAUUUCUGUCUCCGCAACAACCACAUCCGAGAUUACUCUCCGCCGUUGUCUUUAAAGUCUGUGAGAAAGCGUGUACCUGCACGGAAAUGGAGCUCCUUCAAGACUGGGUGGUCUUUAGUUUACCAAAUUUCAUUCAGAGCUUGCCGAUGGCGAUGUCGACCUGGUGUUUGUCCUGUUUCUUUAUAAGCGCAUCGACGAAUCAUUGGUUGAGAGCUUUAUUUCCGUACGUUCAAUCUAGAAUAGGAAAAUAUGAAUAUGAAGAUAAAAAGAUGUUGUGCAUAGCCGCUUCGGACUUUUAUCACAAGCUGCCCAAGGAAUCGCAAAAGAAGGCGUUUGUCGAGACUUUCGAAGCAGCUGCUAAGGAACCCGGAACCCCGUUCAGUGAUAUUCUAGCUUCUUUUUAAUUGACGUUGACCGUAUGUCGAGAAAGAGAAAUAUUCUACAAGAUGUUAAACUGUAAAAUAUUGAUGUAUACUAUUACCUGUGCGUUGUCGCGCGCACACGUGUACAUUUGUAUGUAUGAUACUAUAUUUAUUUUACAUUAUGCCCCGUCAAAAGAGAGAUAUACAACUUGUUUUACAAUAAACAGUAUUUUUUAAGUAAUUAAA
Messenger RNA from Nylanderia fulva, 9098 nucleotides. Its product is annotated as huntingtin. The record is from RefSeq and is a predicted model, not a curated record. NCBI's taxonomy places the organism in Eukaryota, Metazoa, Arthropoda, Insecta, Hymenoptera, Formicidae. Gene Ontology annotation, cellular component: cytoplasm; nucleus.